UCGGUGAUAAGAACGCAAAAAUUUUUGGGUCGCAACCGGACGGCUACUACGACAAAAAUCGCCAAUCUCUCGGUGCAGCAUGGCGACCGGGGACGGCGAUCCGACCGGUACUGGCGGGGGUUUUCCCGCUGCGAGCGACCACCACCAGCCCGACACCACCUCUCUUGGCGACAUGGGAGAUGGACUGCUGCAGCAGCAGCAUGCGGAUUUGCUUUCGCAACAACAGCAAAAUCCGAAUGUCGGGGUGCAGCAGCAGCAGUACGCGUCUACCGGUUUUGGUGGACAACACGCAGCUGCAAGCAGCACUGGUGGACAAGGACAGCAAUUCCAAGCCCAAUUUCAAUCGAAUUAUAAUGCAAAUCAAAACUUCAAUUUGAAUCAAAAUGGAUCGAAUUUCUCCACUCUGGGCGGAGGCCCAUUACAAAACUCAACCGCCGCGCAGCAGCAACAAGGCGCUGCGGACAACACCAACAUCAUGAUGGUGAUCAGCCAGAUGAUGGUGGCGCAGGCGGAAC
Molecule: messenger RNA, 515 nt
Organism: Amoebophrya sp. A120
Lineage: Eukaryota; Dinophyceae; Syndiniales; Amoebophryaceae
Source: the annotation of a GenBank genome assembly